AUGCAAAUAAUAUUUUAUUUGAAUCAAUCUUAUCAGUUAAUUAUACUAUUUACUCUUCUAAUUCCUUACGCAGUUUUACUUCGUUGUAAAUGCUCGACUAAUAAAGGUGCUGCACCGUGUAAUGGAUAUUACUGUGAUGUCCAUGGUAAGGGAACAAAACGAGCAGCAUGCGGUGCUGUACGAAUAUCAAAACAAACGCAUUUCGCAUGUGUUCUUAUAAAACAAAGCUCAAAUGAUACAUUUUGCCAUGUUGUACGAAGUGCUACAGCAUGUUGGUGUAGAAAUGUCGAUUUUUGUAACGUCGAUCUAGAAAGGGAAUUAUUCGAUGUUGAUGAAGAACACAACGAAGACUAUCAACCCUCAUCCACUGAAUUAUCUGGCGAUGAUAUUUUUGUUAUAAAGGCUAAUCGUUUUGAAAAUUCAAAAAGUAUUGAGAGAAGGAUUAAUAAAAAUCAAGAUUCGAUAAGGAAACCAGACAUAUCAGAAUCAAGAAAUUUCAACAGUUUUUUCACAAAUCUUGGUGAAACAAUUCCUCAGCAACAACGGCCCGAUGCAAAUAAGAACGAAGAACGCAAAUCGGCUAUAAGGAUGGAUUUAAUAGAAACUAUUAAAAUCACUCCAUCGCCGAAGGAAUCUAUUGUUACAUUUGUUGAAGAACAAAUUCACGACGAGUCAACUGAUGAUGAAUAA
This is a messenger RNA of Dracunculus medinensis (Guinea worm), 690 nucleotides long. Lineage: Eukaryota; Metazoa; Nematoda; Chromadorea; Rhabditida; Dracunculidae. The record is from the annotation of a GenBank genome assembly.